Nicotiana tabacum (common tobacco) is the source of this 537-nucleotide messenger RNA. Lineage: Eukaryota; Viridiplantae; Streptophyta; Magnoliopsida; Solanales; Solanaceae. The record is from RefSeq and is a predicted model, not a curated record.
AUGAGGCUCUUGGGGAAGUUGCUUUAUCUGACCAUCACAGGGCCAUACAUUUCUUUUGCUGUUCAGAGUCUCAGCCAAUUUAUACACAGUCCUAAAGUUUCUCAUAUGGAAGCUGUUCUCAGGGUGGUCAGAUAUAUCAAGACUAGUCUAGGAUUAGGGCUCUUCUUUACUGCCCAUUGUUCUGAGUCACUUUCAGCAUUUUGCGAUGCAGAUUGGGUUGCAUGUCCUAAUACGCGCAAGUCAGUUACAGGAUAUUUUGUUAAGCUUGGUACUUCCUUGAUCUCUUGGAAAUCUAAAAAGAAAUCUACCAUUUCUAGAAGCUCAGCUGAAGCAGAAUAUCGCAGCCUCGCUUCAACUGUCGCUGAGGUUGUGUGGAUUCUUGGUUUACUCAAGGAGCUGGGGCUCGAGCAUCAGUCUCCUGUGCCUAUCUACUGUGAUAGCAAGUCAGCUCUUGCCAUUGCUGCCAAUCCUGUUUUUCAUAAACACACGAAGCAUAUUGAUAUUGAUUGCCAUUUCAUCCGUGAGAAGAUUCAAUAG